UUUAUUUUGCAUUUCAUUCGACAAUUUCCAUUGCCGAAUGAUCGAAAAAAAGAAAGAAAAAUUUUUUGACAAGAAAAAAAUAAUACGAAAAUAUGUCGACCAUAUCAGAAAAUACCCAGGUUUUACCAACCGCAUCAUCGACGGGUGAUUCAUUACCAAGAACAUUAAAGAAUGGGCCACAAGAAGGUGUACAAUACCCUAUCAAAGUUAAUUAUUGUGGAGUAUGUACAUUACCCCUUGAAUAUUGUGAAUAUAAUAGCGGUUAUGAUAAAUGCAAAGAAUGGCUUCUGAAAAAUAUGCCCGAAAUGUUUGCCAAAUUAGAUACAAAUGCAAAUGAUGAUAAAGAUCCAGCCAAAAAGACUCGACAGAAACGUGGCGGUAAAGCAUUGCUAAAACCGAAAAAAAAGGAAACCGGGGAACAAAUUGUCAAAAUCUCUCGAUCAAAUCGUGGCAAAAAGAAAUAUGUGACCUUUGUACAUGGAUUGGGAAAUUUCGAAAUCGAUCUAAAGGAUGCAACAAAAUUUUUCUCUUCACGUUUUGCUUGUGGUUCAUCGAUUAGCGCUGCCGAUGAGAUAAUCAUUCAAGGUGAUGUCAAAGAUGAUUUAUUCGAUGUAUUACCAGAAAAAUGGCCACAAAUCGAAGAUGAUUUUAUUGAAGAUCUGGGUGAUGUUAAACGAUAGAUUGUAAUGAUAAAAUAUCCUUUUAAUUUUUAAAUUCUAAUGAUUCAACAAAAAAAA
This is a messenger RNA of Dermatophagoides pteronyssinus (European house dust mite), 737 nucleotides long. It is a transcript of the gene DENR, whose product is annotated as density-regulated protein. The record is from RefSeq and is a predicted model, not a curated record. Gene Ontology annotation, biological process: translation reinitiation; formation of translation preinitiation complex. Gene Ontology annotation, molecular function: mRNA binding; translation initiation factor activity. Lineage: Eukaryota; Metazoa; Arthropoda; Arachnida; Sarcoptiformes; Pyroglyphidae.